Molecule: messenger RNA, 888 nt
Organism: Clarias gariepinus (North African catfish)
Lineage: Eukaryota; Metazoa; Chordata; Actinopteri; Siluriformes; Clariidae
Product: nectin-2-like
Exons: 4
Coding region: 1-888 (295 amino acids)
Biological process (GO): cell-matrix adhesion; inflammatory response
Source: RefSeq, a predicted model, not a curated record
AUGAGAAAAGAGAAAAAAAGAAAAGGUGGCUUCAGUGGGGUUGUGGCUGUCAUUUUGAUGACAUUUGCAGCAGCUGCCCUGCCAUUAUUAUUAUUUUUAUUUAUUGCUCUGUUUUCUAUCCCUGCCUCCUGCCUGUACUGUAUAUUUCUCACUUCCCCUAUACCCCUGUGGUAUAGCCUACAGCCACUUCCUGAACAAUGCAUUAUGUUUUGUUCUUUCACUGUUGUUUCUGCAGUCAUGGACACUGUCAUGAAGGGUAAACCUAACAGCAUACUUAUUAUAAUAAGCAUUCUUCAAGGAAUACAGAGUGUCUCUAUAGAACAUAAAACGGAGGUGAAUGCGACAGUUGGACAAAACAUCAGCUUGCCAUGCAUCAUGCCAGAGAAGCAUCCAAAAAUCAUCCAACUACAAUGGCAUAAGGAGGGAAAACAUGGACACCAAAAAUUAGUGACAUUUAAUCCUACAUUUCCUACUUAUUAUUAUGCAAAUGUUACACUGCAGCUGGUGCCAGAAACAAACAGCGCGGACAAACGAGGCUCCAGCUUGCAUUUGCAAGAUGUUACUGAGGAGGAUAGUGGAGAAUAUGUUUGUGAAAUCGCCUCAUUUCCUGAUAGCAGCAUUAAAAGCUUCACAAAAGUGCAAAUUACAGUGCCAAAGGUAUCAAUGACGGUCAUGCCUACAAACAGGCCUAUAAUAGAAGGGGACACAGUGAACAUCACAUGUGUCAGUAAUCCACCACCUGCCAAGUACAUAUUAUCAUCCUCACUGGUGAGAAAAAAAAUUAAAAUGUACUGCUGCCAAUUUCUUUCCACUGUGGAUCAGUCAGAAGCUAUCCACCUUCUUCUGCACUGUGUGACACUAUUGUAUCCCACUUUACCACCAUCUUGA